Messenger RNA from Pocillopora damicornis (cauliflower coral), 1735 nucleotides. RefSeq lists its product as uncharacterized. Gene Ontology annotation, molecular function: protein-tyrosine sulfotransferase activity. The record is from RefSeq and is a predicted model, not a curated record. Gene Ontology annotation, biological process: peptidyl-tyrosine sulfation. Lineage: Eukaryota; Metazoa; Cnidaria; Anthozoa; Scleractinia; Pocilloporidae. Gene Ontology annotation, cellular component: Golgi apparatus.
AUGGCCAAGCUCACCAAUGAGUCCUUUGAAGCGCAGUGGUUUGGUGUCCGAGCGCGAAAUCAGAAUGUCUCGGAAACAGAAGAGGUGCUAAGUGCAGAAGUGAAAGAAGUGCCAACCACACUCAGUUCCUCAGCAGAAGAUCUUUUCAAACUGUACGAUGGAGUGGAGACGUUUGUGAUGUUCAUUGGAUACCCCCGCAGCAGCCACAGCCUAGUGGCUGCCAUCUUAGAUGCACAUCCAGAAAUCAUCAUUGCGAAUGAAUACCACGUGCUUCGAACUUGGCAGGGAAAAUUCCGCUCUUCAAAAGAGGUUGAGAGAAGCUUUAAGAAAUAUCAACUCUUUUAUGACCUUCAUGAACUUUCGGUGAGAGACGCUACAUUUGGCCGUCGUGCCAAUAACUCCCUUUUGAACGUCAGGUAUAGCUACCAAGUGCCCGGCUUAUGGCAAGGAAGAUAUUUUAAAGGAAUCAAGGUAAUUGGCGACAAAAAGGGCGGUGGCACAGCAAAUGCUUUGAGGAAUAAAAAUAACUGGAGUGUCCUCUAUGAAAUUCAAGAAGUUCUUCAGAUACCGAUAAAAUUCAUUCACGUCAUCAGAAACCCCUUUGACAACAUAGCAACCAUCAUGCUCCGCGCUACAGAGUCACGUGACGUCGUAAAAGAAGAUGGAGUAACGGUAAAUAUGACAGAGGAACUUGAUUUAGCCAUUAAGUCAUAUUUCAGCUUGGCGGCUGCAAACCAACGCAUUAGGGAACGUUACGGGAAUGCUGUCAUCGAUAUUCAAGGGCACAACACAGUGCUGAAACCCAGAGAAACGUUGCAGAGAUUAUGCGAUCAUCUAGGAGUUACUUGUUCUGAGGAUUACUUUGAAAAAUGUAGUAGUAUUCUGUUUGGGGUUCCUUCUGUUACAAGAGACAAAGUGGUGUGGACCAAGGAGCAAAAGGAGCAAGUCACAAAACAGAUAAAGAAUUUCUCUUUUUUAAAGGAAUAUUCAUUCGAUGAAUAUCCCAAGUAACGUUUGCCACUUACUAUGAAAAUUAGAUCAUCAUAAAAAGACAAAGAUAGUGAUAAAUGAAAAGAGAUUGCAAAAAGUGGAUAAUCUUUACAAAUGAACUAAGCUAACUGCUGACUUAGAUUACGUUGGAGGGAGAGGAAAAAGCAGCGUGCCUGUGAUAGGUUUUACUUCAAACUUAUACGAGGCGCAAAAAAAAGAAAUAGAAAAAAAAAAUAAAUAGGAACGAAAAUAGAUGAGCACGGUUAUCUUUUGGGUAGCAAUAUUGUUUUAAACCCGGCCACUGAAAUGACGUUGAGAUGUUGAUAGCCACGUCAAAAACAUGAAAUCAAUUGUACAAAUUUGCUCAAAUUCAUAGCAAUCUGAAUGUGAACUUUUUUUAUUUCACUGAUAGUUUUGUAAUUUUACUUAUUGAAAUGCAUGUCACGGACAUUGUUUCUUUUCAUCUCGAAUUCAAGGGCUGAAUAGAUAGUCUCCAAAGCUUCAAAUAAUUACUUAUUCAUGUGAACGAGCUCUUUCUUAAUGAAUAGGUGCAAAUCCUGAAGGUGCCAGUUGAUAUCUCUACCAAAUCUCUAAGCAGCAAAUAAAAUAACAAGCGCAGAAAAGGAAAGAAACAUUCUAGACACAGAGAUUUAAGAGAAGCAAUGCUCUGUUUCGUUGGAAGAAAAUAAGCCUGUGGUACUAUUUAUUUUCAUACCUGCUUUGCUGGGAAUAAAUAGAUGAUAAA